Molecule: messenger RNA, 657 nt
Organism: Hydatigera taeniaeformis
Lineage: Eukaryota; Metazoa; Platyhelminthes; Cestoda; Cyclophyllidea; Taeniidae
Source: the annotation of a GenBank genome assembly
AUGACGAGCAAAAUUCCUAAAGACGUUAUGGCUAAGGAGAUUGAGGACAUGCUGCGGUAUAGUCUGAAAAUCCGUCGUAGGAAGUUUCUGGAGACUGUUGAGCUUCAAGUAGCUCUGAAAAACUAUGAUCCUCAGCGAGAUCGUCGUUUUGCAGGCACCAUUAGGCUUAAGCACACACCGCGGCCGAAGUUUUCUGUGUGUGUUUUGGGCGAUCAGCAGCAUUGUGACGAGGCCAAGGCUAAUAAUAUUCCCUGCAUGGAUGUCGACGAGCUGAAGAAGCUAAAUAAGGACAAAAAGCUCGUUAAAAAGCUUAGUAAGAAGUAUCAGGCUUUUCUCGCCAGUGAGAGCGUUAUACGACAAAUACCGAGGAUUUUGGGUCCCGGUCUUAACAAGGCGGGUAAAUUUCCUACUGCCGUUUCGCACCAGGAACCCCUCCUACUGAAGGUUGAGGACACUCGAGCUACCAUUAAGUUCCAAAUGAAGAAGGUUCUCUGUCUUGGUGUUGCGGUUGGUAAUGUGGGAAUGACAAAGGAACAAUUGCAGCAAAACAUUACUCUUGCGAUUAACUUCCUUGUUUCCCUUCUUAAGAAGAAUUGGCAGAACGUCCGCGCGCUGUACAUCAAGACGACCAUGGGGCCACCCCAUCGCCUUUACUAA